CAGCAGCAGCAGUCUCAGCAGCAGCAGCAGCAGCGGCAACAGGCACUGAGGCAGAUGAUGUCCGACCCACAGGUGCUGAUGCAGAUGAUGGGGAACCCUGAACUGAUGAGGCAAGUGGUCGCCAACAAUUCUCAGAUGCAGCAGCUCAUCGGACAAAACCCUGAUGUGCCGCGCAUGUUGAGUGACCCUGAGUUCAUUAGACAGAUGCAGAAUCCUGUCAUGCUUUCGUUCCUGACCAACCCUAGAGCCAUGCAGGCCCUCAUACAGGUCCAGCAGGGCCUGCACACCUUACAGACGGAAGUCCCUGGAUUCCUCUCCAGGGCAAAAGGCGGGGUCCGGUCGGACCGGUCAUCAGUCCAUCACAGUCCGUCUCUACGAGGACUCAUCGUCCCAACCACAGGGUCCAGUUUCCCUCCACUGAACCCACUGCUUCCUGCUGCAUCACCAGGAGUCCGUCCCUCGCAGCAACAGCAGAUGUUACAGAUGUUUGCAGACGCGGCGCCAUUUCUUCAGGCUCCUCAGCUUCAGGCUCCUCUGCUUCAGGCUCCUCAGCUUCAGGCUCCUCAGCUUCAGGCUCCUCAGCUUCAUGCUCCUCAGCUUCAGGCUCCUCAGCUUCAGGCUCCUCAGCUUCAUGCUCAUCAGGCUCCUCAGGCUCCUCAGCUUCAGGCUCCUCUGCUUCAGGCUCCUCAGCUUCAGGCUCCUCAGCUUCAGGCUCCUCAGCUUCAGGCUCCUCAGCUUCAGGCUCCUCAGCUUCAGGCAGCAGAGGUUCGUUUUCAGCGUCAGAUGGAGCAGCUCCACACCAUGGGCUUCAUCAACCAGGAGGCAAACCUGCAAGCACUCAUGGAUGCAGGAGGGGAUGUAAACGCAGCCAUCGACAGACUAAUGAACUAA
Solea senegalensis (Senegalese sole) is the source of this 891-nucleotide messenger RNA. RefSeq names its product ubiquilin-2-like. The record is from RefSeq and is a predicted model, not a curated record. NCBI's taxonomy places the organism in Eukaryota, Metazoa, Chordata, Actinopteri, Pleuronectiformes, Soleidae. Gene Ontology annotation, biological process: ubiquitin-dependent protein catabolic process. Gene Ontology annotation, cellular component: cytosol. The transcript has 5 exons. Bases 55 to 891 code for a protein of 278 amino acids. Gene Ontology annotation, molecular function: polyubiquitin modification-dependent protein binding.